UUGAUUUACCAGGUUUACAGAGAUAAUGAGAAGUCUUAUCAGUAUUUAUAAGACUGUUUUUUUAAGAAGCAGUAGCCUGUCAUCAGCUGCCAAAAAGUUGUUUUUGAAGUGUUUCCAGUUCGGGGUUGCUUAUUCCCGUCGCCUGUGCUGACUUUCCGAGUAAAAUUAGUAAAGGUUCAAUUAAAGUAACAAUUUUGACUCAACAUGACCAAGCAAGUUUACAUGUGUUUACAAAAUGCAUAGACGUAUAUACCAUUUACAGGACCUUAGAGAGAUGCGUCAGGCGAAAGCACAGCCUCCCAUUCUUGCUGUAGGACACAAGGUAUCCACUUUAAAUAAAUCUUAAUUCAGUAUGACCCGCAGCCAUUGUUUCUCCGCAAACACCUUGCACACACGGCACUGAACACAGCACUGAACAAGCCUUUCAAGCUUUAGUAUCGUAACAGUCCACGGACCUAAAGAACCCGGAUAGAGGAGUCCAGCACAAAGGCCGGCUCCGCGGCCUGCGCGGAGCAGCUGAAGAGGGCUCGAGCCGCGUUCCGAGCCGGACGCACGUCCAAGGAGAGCUUCCGACGCGCCCAGCUCGAGACCCUGGUCCGCAUGCUGGCCGAGCACGAGUGCGACUUCGUGGACGCGCUCUGCAGGGACCUCCACAAGCCCCGCUUUGAGUCGGUGGUGUCGGAGCUGAUCCUGGUGAAGAACGAGGCGCUGUACGCCAUCAACAACCUCACAAAGUGGAUGGAGCCCCAGCACGUGGAGAGGAACCUGGCCACCUCCCUGGAUGAGUGCAUGGUGGUGUGCGAGCCCCUGGGGGUGGUGUUGGUGGUCGGGGCCUGGUGCAGUCCAGUCCAGCUCUGCCUGGUGCCUCUGGUGGGGGCCAUUGCUGCUGGUAACUGUGUGAUCAUCAAUCCCUCAGAUACCAGCUCUCACACAGCAGAGCUUCUGCACAGACUCAUCCCGUCCUACCUGGAUAAUGAGUGCUACCAUGUGCUACUCUCCUCAGCCAGUGACCUGCCUGAGAUUGUAGAUCUCAAGUUUGAUCACGUAUUCUUUACAGGCAACAGCGCGGACGGGACCAAGGUGGCGCAGGCGGCGGCGCGCGGGCUGACGCCGGUCACGCUGGUGCUGGACGGGACGAACCCGUGCUACGUGGACGCGGAGUGCGACGCGGGCGCGGCGGGGCGGCGCAUCGCCUGGGCGCGCUUCCAGAACGCCGGGCAGAGCGCGGCGGCGCCCGACUACGUGCUGUGCCACGCCGGCGCCCGCGACGCCCUGCUGCGGGAGCUGCGAUGCGCCCUGCUGCAGUUCUACGGGCCGGACCCGCGCCAGUCCCGCAGCUACGGGCGCCUGGCCAGCGCCGAGGGCUUCGCCCGCGUCCGCGGCCUGCUCGCCAGGUCCGGCACGGUGGCCGCCGGGGGCCAGGUGAACGAGGCCGAGAAGUACAUCGCCCCUACCCUGCUGACGGAGGUGGUGGAGACGGAUCCCAUCAUGCAGCAGGAGAUAUUCGGGCCAGUCCUGCCCAUCCUGACCGUGAGCGACGUGGACGAAGCCAUCGCCUUCAUCUGCAGGCGGGAGAAGCCGCUCUGCGUGUACGCGUACUCCAGCAACAGCAAGGUCAUCUCCCGUCUGAUGGAGGAAACGUCCAGCGGGAGCUUCUGCGCCAACGACUGCAUUCUGCAGAGUCUGAUGGUGGUGCUGCCCUUUGGGGGAGUGGGUGCCAGCGGGAUGGGCUCGUACCACGGACGCGCCAGCUUCGACACCUUCUCCCACAGGAAGUCCUGCCUGCUGCGGGGGACGCGCAUCGAGUGCGUGACCUACCUGCGCUACCCGCCCUACGAGGACCGCAACCUGUCGCUCAUGACCUGGGCCAGCACCCUGUCCUACAAGAGCCAGGGCUGGUGCCAGAUCCUGUGAGGGGAAGGGGAAGGGGAGGGGGGGGGGGGGGGCGGGGGUGUCGCCGGCCACGCCCAGAGGCGGCCAUCUUGCCCUCCGCGGCGCCAAGGGAUGUGGAAGCGACCCUCGUCCUGCAGGAACGGUCCUCGUAGAGGAGGUGAGAGGAGGUGGGAGGAGGUGAACACACACUUCCCCCUCUGGUCCAGUGCUCUGCUCCUGCCGAGAAGAUCAUCUGGCCUGCCAGGCUGGUUGCUAAGCAGCGCCAGACCCGGAUCGAAUUUGUAUUUGAAAUACUUUAACUCUGAACAAGCUGGUAAAAAAAAAAAAAAAAAAAUGUUUAAAACACUGCUACAAACCGCUUAAAAUUUUCGAAAAAACAUUACUGACCAGAACUUCACAGGAAAAUGGAGCACUGUUCUAAAUAAUGGUGAAAAUCUUUCUUCUGUGGUCAGAAUCUGCAGCCAUUUUCAGUAUCCAUGGAGUUAAAGUGUAUCAUAAUAAUUUGAUCCUGGUUUGCUAUACACAUCUCUUGUGAUUCCUUAGAAGUCUGUAGCCCCCAAAUAAAGAGCUCUUUUCCCAUUUGGUCCUAGUGCUUGAAAUGUGUCAAUCCCGUUCCUGUUUUACUAGGAAAUAUAACCUAGCGGACGUAAAUCUGUAGUAAUGUAGUAUUUUGUUUGGUGGUAGUGCAGUAGUUCCAUGUGUGCAGAAGAGUCUUGAGGCUCCCACUUCUAAAGAAUGCAGUAUUGAGAAAUGUAAUAUUUAAGCUGCCUUGUUUGUUUUAUUGUGUCAAAUGUCUCUUAUAUUUAUGAGGUAAUGUCCACAAGAAAAAGUACAAUUAUCUGAAUGUGGAAUGGAAUUAGCGUAAAGUGGUUGUAAUCAAAUUAAUAAUAACUAUGCCAAAACAAUUACUUGAUCUUAAUGUUACAGUAAAAAAAUGUUUUGUCACAAUAAAGGAUUACACUUACUCGCAA
Messenger RNA from Anguilla rostrata (American eel), 2864 nucleotides. RefSeq names its product aldehyde dehydrogenase 3 family, member B4 (gene aldh3b4). The record is from RefSeq and is a predicted model, not a curated record. Gene Ontology annotation, biological process: aldehyde metabolic process. Gene Ontology annotation, molecular function: aldehyde dehydrogenase (NAD+) activity; 3-chloroallyl aldehyde dehydrogenase activity. The coding region runs from base 601 to 1914 and encodes 437 amino acids. NCBI's taxonomy places the organism in Eukaryota, Metazoa, Chordata, Actinopteri, Anguilliformes, Anguillidae. The transcript is spliced from 10 exons. Gene Ontology annotation, cellular component: cytoplasm.